AUGUCCCCCGCCAAUGGACGAAGAAGAGUAAAUGGGCGGGCUUGCACACAUUGCCACCGACUCAAGAUACGCUGCGAUAUCCUUGAAAAAGGACCUCCCUGCACGGGGUGCAGCUCUCGAAACCGGCCAGGCUGCCACAUUUAUCCAAAGAAACAGCGUAGAGGAGCUGCUGCUGCUGCUGCCCGGCUCCUUUCACCAGUGCCAAUUCGUCCACGCGAGCCAACACCCGUCGAGCUCGCGACAGAUUCGAGCUCACCCUUGGAGGUCGACACGGUUCAGAGGUUGGUUGCCAAUGAGGAUGGCGAAUAUGAUGCCAGCAAUUUGGCCGACUUUCUCGGCCGUCACGACAUGAAGGAAGCCGAUUAUGGCCGCUUGACCCGGGUUUGCUUCAUCGGCACCGGCAUGUCCAACUGUCACUACCUCGUCCGUCAGAAUUUCCCCCGGGCCGGCGACGAGAGCAGCGUCCAUUUGGGUUACAGUCAGAUGCGAGUCAAGGGGACCUCUUACUAUCGGUUUGUGCCCCCCGAGAUCCUUGAACGCCCGGACAAGGAACUGGCCGACAGACUGCUUCGAGCAUACUUUGACUCUGUAAACUGUGGAUGGCCUAUCGUUGACGAGGAAGAGUUUAUGGUGCAGUACGAGGGCAAGGACCCUGAGAACCCCUUAUCUUCGGCCCUGAUGAAUUCCAUUUUCCUCGUCGGGGCACAUGUCUUGUCGUCUCACGAUGAGAGCAUGCACUCACUAAAGCCCGUGUUUUUCCGCAGGGCCAAGACUCUGAUUGACUACCAGUUCGAGACAGAUCGGCUUGUUUAUGUCCAGGCAGCUCUCUUGAUGACGUGGCAUUCUGAUGGGUUCGAGGAGGUUGCUAUUAGUGCGUGGCACUGGAUUGGAAUUGGUGCUCGGACAGCCAUGGCCUUUGGCAUGCAUCGCGAUGCGACUCGGUCCAGGAUGCUGCCGGCUCAUAAGAGAGUCUAUACGCGGCUAUGGUGGGUUCUGUUCCAGUUUGACACCAUCUCGGCUCUGUCGUCGGGUCGACCGCAGGCAAUAAACCUAGACGACUCUGAUGUUCCUGAUCUCGAGUAUUCCCACUUCGAGGGGAUUCCCAACGCGCAGAGGGACUUUGUUAUAUACCAAACCAAGCUUUGCGUCAUAAUAUCACGGGCGAUGAGGGAGGGCUGGGCCCUUAGAUCCUCCCCCGAAGACCGCGUUCGAGCGACGAGAAAGGCCGACGAGUCUCUCGCAGAGUUCAUCCUCCAACUUCCUUCAAAGGUUCAGCUGCGGUACUCCACGCUUGAUACGUGGCAGUCGAUCCUUCACCUCACCUACAACAACUUUGUCAUCCUGGUCCAUCGACCUCUGCCAAAGCAAAGCAUGGCUGAAGACGUACGGCCGGACCAGUGCAACGAUCCUGCGCUGUGCGGAGACUCCGCAAAGACUAUCGCCGCCAUAUUUGAGACCCUGCCUCAGGAUGUGUUAUCGACGUUGUGGCUGUACAGUACCAACGUCCUCAUUACGGCAACUAUCCACAUCAUCCACGAGGCGGGGUCGAGUAAGCCUAUCGUCGCGGCCAGAUCACUACACAUCCUCGAGAUCCUAAUGGCGGCUCUGAGGGGACUAUCGAAACAUUGGCAUUAUGCGCGCGCGUGGCUACAUUUUGUUGAACAGCGGGCGUUGAAGUUGAAGCAGCAACGAGCUGCAAAGGCGGUUCAGGCGGGCGGGCCUGAUGAGGACCAAGGGCGGGAAAACGGGCAGGCCGCGGCGCCUCUUGGGGGAACAGAAGAGAUGUCGGCCUCGCGAGAAAAUGAAGAUCGAUGCGAUGUAGAAGAGUCAUUUCUCGAUGCUAUCACAAACGGGGCCGCCGGAGCAAUCGGCGCGACUCCAGACGGAGGCUUCUGCUCUGACGGAGCUGAUGUUAGUCUUCCCGAUGACUUAUUCCUCUUUGAUGCUUUAACGCUGGAUCUCUUCCCUGACGGUUGGCAAGGAGACGCUUCGUCAGAGAAACAAUGCUAG
Molecule: messenger RNA, 2010 nt
Organism: Fusarium falciforme
Lineage: Eukaryota; Fungi; Ascomycota; Sordariomycetes; Hypocreales; Nectriaceae
Product: Zn(2)-C6 fungal-type domain-containing protein
Exons: 3
Coding region: 1-2010 (669 amino acids)
Biological process (GO): regulation of DNA-templated transcription; DNA-templated transcription
Molecular function (GO): DNA-binding transcription factor activity, RNA polymerase II-specific; zinc ion binding; DNA binding
Source: RefSeq, a predicted model, not a curated record